This is a messenger RNA of Cyphellophora attinorum, 1560 nucleotides long. Its product is annotated as Choline transport protein. The record is from RefSeq and is a predicted model, not a curated record. Gene Ontology annotation, cellular component: membrane. Gene Ontology annotation, biological process: transmembrane transport. The transcript has 5 exons. The coding region runs from base 1 to 1560 and encodes 519 amino acids. Gene Ontology annotation, molecular function: transmembrane transporter activity. NCBI's taxonomy places the organism in Eukaryota, Fungi, Ascomycota, Eurotiomycetes, Chaetothyriales, Cyphellophoraceae.
AUGACCAAAGAGGCGGAGGCCGCGCCGUAUAACGACAACGACACCGAUUCCUCUAGUGCCGGAAACUCGCAAGAUGAAGCUGACAUGCAUCGGAUGGGGAAGGCUCAACAAACUCGCCGCAAUUUUGGACUGAUCCCCAUGCUAGGAUUCACGACGAUUAUGCUAUGUUCUUGGGAAUCAGCCUAUCCUUUCUUUUUGACAGGAUUCAUCAAUGGAGGCGGUCCCACGCUGAUCUAUGGUUACCUGUUCUGCUGGCUCGGCUCACUAGCAACGUGCGCAUCCAUAUCUGAAAUGGCUUCGAUGUACCCAACCUCAGGCGGACAGUACCAUUGGGUGGCUCUGCUUUCUCCUCCAAGGUACGCCAAUUUUCUGAGCUGGCUCACUGGUUGGGUUUCUGCAAUCGGAUGGCAAGCGGGAGCAUCGUCCGGCACAUUUCUGGGAGGGACGCUGAUCCAGGGCCUUCUGGUCUUGAACGAUCCAUCGUACAACUACAAGCGCUGGCAUGGGACGCUGCUGCUGUACGCUGUACUCUUGGUGGCGCUGUUCGUCAACACCAUUCUGAUCAAGCUUUUGCCUUACCUUGAAGGCCUAAUUCUGGUUUUGCACAUUGCCGGAUUCUUCGGCAUUCUGAUACCUCUGGUACAUCUCGCCCCGAUGAGCUCGGCACAAUUUGUGUUCGCCGACUUCCUCGAGGCGUCAGGGUAUCCUACAGGUCUCAACUUCUUCGUUGGGCUGACCACGAGUGCCGUCCUGUUCAUUGGGUAUGACGGUGCGGCUCAUAUGGCUGAGGAAGUGAAAAACGCGGCUGUAAAUGUACCUCGUUCGAUGUUCUUCACAAUCUGGAUCAACGGAGCUCUCGGGUUGGCGACGUUCAUAGCUCUGUUGUACUCCAUCGGCGAUAUCGAUGCCGCAAUCAGCUCGCCGACAGGCUGGCCGUUCACUGAGAUCUUCUAUCAAGCCACAAGGUCGAAGGGCGGCGCGACGGCGAUGACCUCGGUGCUGAUUGUGCUCAUUGUUUGUGCAACCUUUGGCUAUAUCGCAUCCGCGUCGAGGCAGCUGUGGGCGUUUGCCAGAGACCGCGGCGUUCCCGGCUGGCAACUCAUUUCGAAGGUCGAUCACAAGUUCGCUAUCCCCCUGUUCGCCAUCGGUGUCACGGCAAUCUGCAACGCGUUGCUGGCUCUAAUCAACAUUGGCUCAACGGUGGCCUUCAACGCCAUCAUCUCGGUGCUUGCUGCCGGACUAUUUUCAUCCUAUCUCAUCACGAUAGGACUACUCAUCCGUAAGCGCCUCGUCGGCGAGCCGCUGUACUUCGGACCGUGGCAUCUUGGCAGAUGGGGUUUGACGAUCAACAUCUUUGCCUGGCUGUACACUUUGCUCGUAAUGGUCUUCAGCUUCUUUCCUCCUGCCAUUCCGGUGACGGCCGUGAGCAUGAAUUGGAGCUGCGUCGUAUUUGGUGGCGUUGUAAUUUUUGGGUUGGUCUACUAUGCCGUCAUUGGUCGGAAGCAGUACAAUGGCCCUGUUAUAGACCGACGAGUCGUCGAGUCGAGAAGAACGGACUGA